UGACAGUGGUCAUGUGAGCUGUAGGCCUACCCUUCGCCUUCUCUGCCGCUUCCUCAAAUUUAUUUGGUUGCUAAUCUACAUUCUAAACGUUAAUGCAUUUUUUCUACAAAUAACUAACCAUGCGGAGACGGCCAGUGUCGACCGUUCUGAAAUCUGCUACAGAAAAUAGGUCUGGUUGGGAAAGGAAAGAAUCAGACAUGGUAAAACCACAGUUCCACUGUGAUCUGUGGAUAUAUUUUACCAUUCAAAACUGGAUACUUGACUUUGGCAGACCCAUUGUAAUGAUUAUUCUUCCUCUGGAAUGGUUCCCUCUAAACAAACCCAGUGCUGGGGACUACUUUCAUAUGGCUUACAACAUCAUAACACCAUUUCUUCUUCUGAAGCUGAUUGAGCGUAGUCCUACUGCUUUACCUCGCUCGGCGGUAUACAUCAGCAUCAUCACCUUCGUCAUGGGCGCCAGCAUCCAUCUGGUAGGGGACUCUAUCAACCAUCGCCUCAUCCUGAGUGGCUACCAGCUACACUUAUCAGUCAGAGAAAACCCCAUCAUCAAAGACCUCAAGCCUGCAUCACUGAUUGACUCAUUUGAACUACUUUACUAUUAUGAUGAACACCUGGGGCAUUUAAUGUGGUAUAUUCCAUUCUUUAUCAUUCUUUUUCUUUAUUUCACUGGCUGUUUCACACAUGUGAAAGGGCAGCAAAAUAUGCCUUUAGCUGGAUGGAUUCUCUUGGGUCCUAGUGCCCUGUACUACUGGUAUCUUGUGACCGAGGGCCAGAUUUUUAUCUUGUACGUCUUCACUUUUUUCGCCAUGGCAGCUACAGUCAUUCAGCAGAGGCAGAAAGGAUUUGUCCUGGACAGCAAUGGCCUGUUCCUUUUCUACAACUUCAUUUUAACAUUGGGCCUGGUGGUGGUGUGGGUUGCAUAUCUCUGGAGUGAUGAGGUUCUGCGGAAGAAGUAUCCUGGUGUCAUAUAUGUUCCUGAGCCCUGGUCAUUUUAUACAUUAUACAUAAAAGACAGCCAUUAGGCUGUACUCUCCCAUUUUGCCAGGCAAAAUGCUAUGGAAACUUUCACACAAGUGGAACAGCAAGAUCUGAAUCUAUUCCUCUGACUUCCAAAGCUGUUACCUUGAUUGCUUUACCCUGUACUGAUGGAGGUUGUGUUACAGCUGAGCUAAGGUUGAACGUACACAACACAGAGAUUCAACCUUUGCCUGGUGUGUCCUUUCUUAUAAUGAAAUCAUUUGUUAUUACUGAAGGCCAAAUUUACAUGUGAUAUAAACGGUUAAUGCAUUCAACCUGAGGUACAAAUGUCUACUUUGCUGUAACUUUUUUAAGACCGAUUAAAUAUUUUUGUUUCA
Molecule: messenger RNA, 1355 nt
Organism: Alosa alosa (allis shad)
Lineage: Eukaryota; Metazoa; Chordata; Actinopteri; Clupeiformes; Clupeidae
Gene: cln6a
Product: CLN6 transmembrane ER protein a
Exons: 7
Coding region: 120-1022 (300 amino acids)
Source: RefSeq, a predicted model, not a curated record